AUGUCUUACCAAGGCCAUUGCAAUUGCGAGAGUAUUCGCAUCACUCUUCCCGAGCAGCCAGACAAGUCAUGUGUUUGCCAUUGCGAUUGCUGCAAGAGAUCUGGUGGUGGUGCAUUCUCUGUCAACUACUUCGUCAGUGAAGAUGAAAUGACUGUCGACGAUCCGAAUGCGACAUUGAAGGUCUACGAAGACAAGAAGUCUGUAACUGGCAAUGCUGUGAAGCGACAUUUCUGUUCGGCCUGCGGCAGCCCUGUGUACACCAAGUCACCCAUAGCCGCUGGGAAGGUCUUCCUCAAGGCUUCCUUGUUCGAUACCGUCACCCCUCCUGCAGCUGAGAGGUUCCUCACUAAGCAAUACGAGUGGGUGAAUCUUGAGCAAUCAACGCCAUGCUAUUGUAUCCGGGGUGAUACCACUCGCGAAAACAUGACAGAAAGCUCUGCUCAAGAUUCUGGUCCUAGACAACCAUCGGGUGUCAUUUUGCGGAACGCCCGACCGCCCAACGACAACGACAUGGAUACCCGCGAAGCGCUCGAGCUCCAACAGACCCAAACACAGGAAGACAACGAGCUAAACUACUCAACGCCAUCUGCGUCCUCCGGCGAUGAAUAUCGCGUUGUAACGCGUCGCACCACAUCGCAUGCCGAUGCGCAGCGGCGCCAACAAGCUCGAAAGGGGACAUGGGGGAAGCUCACUCAGCUUUGGACGCAUAAUGUUACUCUAACGGUGCCACAUAAGAGUAGUCGAGAUUACUUUGCUUUGGAGAGAACAUUCCUUGCGUAUAUCCGUACCUCCCUUGUUGUUGCGCAGCAAGGCGUGCUUAUUGCGCAGCUGUUCCGUCUGCAGGCGGCGGAGGCGUUGGCGGACCGGCUUGGGUUUCGUCGGGUCGGUACACCCCUCUCGGUCGCAUGUCACUGUGUGGCCAUUCUUGUUGCUUUGGUUGGGGCGUAUCGAUUCUGGAGGCAGCAGAGUGCUAUUGCUAGGGGUAGGAUCUUUGCUGGAGGGUGGGAAUUGAAUUCUGUGGGGAUAUUACUGGGUUGUAUCACUCUAACGGUGUUGAUUGUGUCUAUUGCUAUGGUGGUCGAGACUCCUACAGACACGUGGGGGAUUUGUUCGACGAAUAUUGGGUGGGUGAAUGAAUGGUGGCACGGGCUAUAG
Molecule: messenger RNA, 1155 nt
Organism: Penicillium mononematosum
Lineage: Eukaryota; Fungi; Ascomycota; Eurotiomycetes; Eurotiales; Aspergillaceae
Exons: 8
Coding region: 1-1155 (384 amino acids)
Molecular function (GO): carbon-sulfur lyase activity
Source: RefSeq, a predicted model, not a curated record